This is a messenger RNA of Arachis duranensis, 1827 nucleotides long. RefSeq lists its product as uncharacterized. Bases 1 to 1827 code for a protein of 608 amino acids. The transcript has a single exon. Lineage: Eukaryota; Viridiplantae; Streptophyta; Magnoliopsida; Fabales; Fabaceae. The record is from RefSeq and is a predicted model, not a curated record.
AUGGAACAACAACAACUCACAAAACCGACCCCCAUACCCCCAAAACCAAUCAUAUGCCCAACAAAUCAAGGAAGAAAUCACCAAACAUACCAACCACCACAUCAACGACCACCACCCAAUCAAUCACAAGCACCUCCAAUCACAUACCCCUCCACUUCCUCCAAUCAAGAUGAUGCACUCUGGACUAUCCUCCAAGGCCAAAAAGAGUUCCAAACCACACUUGCUUCCGGUCUUACCGGUCUUACAUCUACACUACAAGCUCUUCUUGCACGCAUGGAUCCACCAUCCAACUCUACUCCUCACCCCCCAAAUCCAAGUGCCAUUCCCUCUCAACCUCAACCCAAUCCCAAGGGAGGCAUUAAUGCUAUCACCUUGAGAUCCAGAACUCAAUUAAAAGAGAAGAAGGGAAAGGACCCAAGUCCAAUCAUAAUCACCCAAGAGGAAGAAGGAGUAGAGAUAGAAGAAGAUGAGGCACCACAAGUCACAGUUGAGGAUGAAGAAACUCAACCAACAAGUGAGGCCCCCAAGAAUAAGAGAACCGUGGAGGAAGAAAUUGCUCAACCAAUCCCAUUUCCGACAGUUGCAAAGAAAGCUAGGAAGCGCAUGGAACUUGACCCCAAAAUGAUAGAAAUGUUCAAGAAAGUUGAGGUAACCAUUCCCCUCUUUGAUGCUAUCCAUCAAGUAUCUAAAUAUGCAAAACCCCUUAAAGAUUUAUGCAUGAAUAAGGAUAGAAUUCUUGAAUUAGAGAAUAUUCCAUUGGGGAGUUCUAUUUUCGCUUUAAUGGGAGCAUUGCCCGAGAAGUGUGAUGAUCCGGGCCCAUGCAUGGUUACUUGCACCGUAAAUGGAGUUCAAUUUCUAGAUUGUAUGUGUGAUCUCGGUGCAUGUGUUAGCAUUAUGCCCCUCUCCGUCUACAAGGAAUUGAAGCUACCACCAUUAAAGAGGUCGAUGGCAAGAUUUGUUCUAGCGGACAAGAGCAUAAUAACCGUGACGGGUGUUGCGGAAGAUGUGUUGGUAAAUAUCGAAGAGUUGGUGUUUCUGAUUGAUUUUUACGUUCUUGAGAUGCCAUCAAGCGAGUCCGAGAGGGCACCAUCCAUUCUACUUGGGAGACCAUUUUUGAGGAUCUAUAGAUUCAAGCUAGAUGCAUACUCAGGAACAUAUUCAUUUGAAAUAGAUGGGAGAGUCGUGAGUUUUAGCCUAGAAGAAGCAAUAAAACAUCCACCGGAGAAUCAUUCUCUAUUCCGGUCUGACCCAAUUGACAACAUUGUUGCUGAAGAGCACCUUGCAAAGUUGGAUGAGAAGUACAUGAUUGAAGACACAAAUGAAGAUCCAUGUCAAGCAAACACAUUACACCAUCCGGACCAUCCGAAAAUUCAAACUCCAAGUCAAGACCAAAAGGUAGAAUUGAAGCCACUACCACCCCACCUAAAGUACUCAUAUCUUGAUGAAGCCCACAAGCUCCCCGUGAUCAUUGCAAAGGAGCUAAAUCCUCAACAAAAAGAAAAGUUGCUAUGCAUCUUGAGGAAGAACAAAAUGGCCAUAGGGUGGAGUUUGGCGGAUCUAGUGGGAAUAAGCCCCCAAGUAUGCGAGCACCGAAUUUUCCUUGAAGCGGGAGCUAGACCCGUUCGACAACCCCAAAGACGACUUAACCCAACUAUAUUAGAGGUUGUGAAAAAGGAAGUCACUCGGCUACUAGAAGCGGACAUUAUAUAUCCCAUUUCAGAUAGUGAAUGGGUGAGCUCGGUCCAAGUGGUCCCAAAGAAAUCCGGAGUGACUACAAUCAAGAACGAAAGCGGAGAACCUAUAGCAACUAGGGUGCAAAACUCUUAG